Pipistrellus kuhlii (Kuhl's pipistrelle) is the source of this 871-nucleotide messenger RNA. RefSeq names its product sodium voltage-gated channel beta subunit 2 (gene SCN2B). Bases 208 to 855 code for a protein of 215 amino acids. Gene Ontology annotation, cellular component: membrane; voltage-gated sodium channel complex. NCBI's taxonomy places the organism in Eukaryota, Metazoa, Chordata, Mammalia, Chiroptera, Vespertilionidae. The record is from RefSeq and is a predicted model, not a curated record. Gene Ontology annotation, molecular function: sodium channel regulator activity. The transcript is spliced from 4 exons. Gene Ontology annotation, biological process: regulation of sodium ion transmembrane transporter activity; cardiac muscle cell action potential involved in contraction; membrane depolarization during cardiac muscle cell action potential.
CUUUAUCUCUCUCCCUCACACACUCCCUCGUUCUUUUUAGCAGCAACAUACAGGCCAGCCAUAUUAGAGAGAUGGAAAUAAAGCUUCCUUUCUGCCGUAUGUCUCCCUGAAGUGCACCGUGUGUCCCACUCUAUUUUCUGGCACUAACAUUCCUCCCCACAGCCCUCAGCGCCCUCUGCCACCUCCCAGCGAUCCCAGGCUCUGGAGAUGCUCAGAGAUGCCUGGCUCCCUCGCCCUGCCUUCGGCCUCACGGGGCUCAGUCUCUUUUUCUCUCUGGUGCGGCCAGGGCUCAGCAUGGAGGUCACGGUGCCCACCACCCUAAACGUGCUCAAUGGCUCGGACGCACGCCUGCCCUGCACCUUCAACUCCUGCUACACCGUGAACCACAAGCACUUCUCCCUGAACUGGACCUACCAGGAGUGCGGCAACUGCUCCGAGGAGAUGUUCCUCCAGUUCCGCAUGAAGAUCAUCAACCUGAAGCUGGAGCGGUUCCGGGACCGUGUGGAGUUCUCGGGGAACCCCAGCAAGUACGACGUGUCGGUGACGCUGCGCAACGUGCAGCCGGAGGACGAGGGCCUGUACAGCUGCUACAUCCUGAACCCGCCCGACCGCCACCGCGGCCACGGCAAGAUCCAGCUGCGGGUGCUCAUGGAGGAGCCGCCCGAGCGGGACUCCACGGUGGCCGUGGUGGUGGGCGCCUCGGUCGGCGGCUUCCUGGCCGUGGUGAUCUUGGUGCUGAUGGUGGUGAAGUGCGUGCGGAGGAAGAAGGAGCAGAAGCUGAGCACCGACGACCUGAAGACGGAGGAGGAGGGCAAGGCGGACGGCGAGGGCCACACCGAGGAUGGUGCCAAGUAGCGGCCGCCUGCGGCCC